CCUCCCCUCCGCCGGGGCCGCUUUGUUGUAAGACUUUGAUUGAACAACUUGUGUUAUUCUUUUGCCAAAUAUCGUAUUAUGAGAUUUGGAUUAUGCAGAUUUUUGUUUGGAGUGUGCAUAUCCUUGAGAUAGUUCAUACCAUGGGAGUUCCAAACCCAACGGCGCGCCGAGGGAGAAACCGCGCGAGCGACGACGCGCGCCGCACCGGAACCGAUCGGAUCGCACGAGGCGGCCGAGUUCUGGUGGGAUGGAGCCGGAGAGACCGGGAAUCCAGGGGCAAAGCUACUCUUUUCCUUUUCAAAAACCUCGCCCUUCCCUUCCCCUCCCCUGGUUCAUCUCCCCCUGUCCCCUUGCCGCGCCGCGCGACUCUCGUCAAUCAUCGAUGGUUCUCAUGGCGGCCGCCUCCGACGACCAUCACCACCGCCGCCGCCAUCGUGCGGCGAAACGCUCGCUGACUCCGCCCCAGCCCGAGUCCCCGUCCCCGGCCCCAGCCCCACUCGAUUGCUUCUCCUUCACCUGGGGCGUGCGACGUCGCCUCCGCUGCUCCAAGGACGGCGCCCCCGUCACCGCCACCGCGUUGCCGUCUCCUCCCCAGCAGCCGGUCACCCCGUCGCCGGACAAGGAGAAGACGCCCCAGGGCGACGCCGCCGGCUCCUCCUCCCGGCCGCAGCGGUCCCGGUACCUCCGCCCGCUUCGCUACACCGCGACGAAUCCCGCGUCCAGAUCAACGGACGCCGGCGCGGGGCAGGCGCUCCACUCGCCCGCCUCCGCGCCUCCGGCGCCGCCGACGGAGCCGCAGCAGCCUAGGAAGAGGGGAUUCGCCGUCGCCCUCACCAAACAGGAGAUCGCCCGGGACUUCGCCGCCGUCCGCUGCAAGCGCCCGCCGCGCCGCGGCAAGAAGCGGUCCAAAGCCCAGCAGGCCAAGAUCGACGCGCUGUGCCCGGGAUUCUUCCUCUCGACGGUGGACCUGGACAACUACAAGAUCGAUGAUAACAAUAAUAGGUGAUUCAUGGCUGCCGUGAUGAAGCUUCAGACGGGAGCAACUUCUCAAUUGCUCCCUUAUCUUUCUUCCUGUGAUGGCUAACAUGCCCUGAUGCCCAUUACUGAAUGGUGUUGGUUCUUCUGAGGUAGAGGACAGCAAAUUGGAUCUAGUUAGGUUCCUUGAGUGGUUUUGUAUACAGAUUUCCCGUUUAGAAGAGCUGCCAGAACGAUGGGAAAGUUUAUGCUUCAGAGUGCUAGCUAUGUCGGUUUGAAGUAUAGUUCCUGCAGCUUGUAAGAAAUGAUAAUAUUCUUAUAUAAUGGGAAGCAGCUAUGUUUUGUACAUUUGUUAAAUUAUCAAAUAGCGUUGGACAUGGCUAAUUGGAAGUGAAAGUAAUAGGUGCUUUAUACUUGUGAUAUAAUAAUGCCUGACUAACCAUGGCCUCUCUAUUUUUCAGCAAUAAGUGUAAAUCAGGGAAGAAUACAAGCAAAUUAUCAGACAAAGUUUGCAUCUUGACUUAUCUCCUUUCAUGUGUAAUGUUUCUGAAAGUUUUCUUUCACAUUUAUUGACCAAUUUUCCUUAUAUUCUUCAGUUUUUCUGUUCACGUUUUCAAGCAUUUUCUGAUAUAUUGCUGCAUGACAUUCUUACCUUCAAAAUGCUUAUACUUGUAGAUGUGGUGUUACAUUUGUUGUUUCAGACAUGCUCACCCGCCAUCACCCUGUUUUACAGUAGUUGGUUCAGAAAAAAAAACUCGUGAGUAUGACAAAGCAUUCUGGUUAUGAAGUGUUCUUGAGGAUGUUUACAUGUUUGUUGAGAUUGUUCUCAUUCAAACACUGAUGGAAGAUAGAUACUCGUUAGCUCUUAGCGGCAUAGCAUGACUCUUUGGCAGGCAUCUCCCUGGCCCAACUUAGCUCGAGACCAGGUUGUACCAAUCUCCUGCUUAUCUGUGUUAUGUGUACAAAAGUAUCUCCAUAGUUAUCCAUUCAUUUCCCUUUCCUUAUUUCACUUUUCUUGUUCAUGCUAUCUUGCAUUUUUCAAUAUAUGAGGAAGCUGGUGCAUGCGAUUAUUGCUUUGAUUGUAACAUUGUUAUGCCAGAGUUUUCAUAACGCUAUUCUGUUUUGCAGAAGAGCUGCUAUGUUCAGCAGUCAUCACAUUUUUGUAACAGUGUUUAUUCGUUUGACUGAACCUAUAUUCAUCGAGGUGAACUCAAAUUGAUUCCUAGUGUUCAAGAGUACAUCACCGCUU
This is a messenger RNA of Triticum aestivum (bread wheat), 2224 nucleotides long. RefSeq names its product predicted GPI-anchored protein 58. Lineage: Eukaryota; Viridiplantae; Streptophyta; Magnoliopsida; Poales; Poaceae. The record is from RefSeq and is a predicted model, not a curated record. Bases 248 to 1006 code for a protein of 252 amino acids. The transcript has 3 exons.